Messenger RNA from Drosophila busckii, 1410 nucleotides. RefSeq lists its product as uncharacterized. The record is from RefSeq and is a predicted model, not a curated record. The transcript is spliced from 3 exons. Lineage: Eukaryota; Metazoa; Arthropoda; Insecta; Diptera; Drosophilidae. Bases 1 to 1410 code for a protein of 469 amino acids.
AUGUUGUGGUUUGAUAUAAAGCGCAGCUUACUGCUGUUGCUCGUAGCUUGCUCUUUGCUGUUGGCGCACGAGCAUAAACUUAAUAAUAUUAUAAGACGUGUGCAUAAAGAGCAAACAGUAAGCACAUUGCUUAUAAUGAAGCAAGCAAAUGAGAGUUGCCCAACUGAUGUGCUAAAGUUGGAAAACCUGCCAGCACUGCGACUCGAUGCAGAAGCGAAAGUUGCUGUUAAAUGGCUCUACAAUAGUGAAGCACUGGCGCUAGUUUGCCUGAAGGAUUCAAGCGGUGCAAGGCUGUUGGAUGCGCUGGCGAGCAACACGUAUCGCAUGCGAGAGUUGCGCAUUAUUAUACUCAUAGAUACAAACAGCUCACAGCUGCUUUAUGCCAUAAGAGAGUAUGCAAAUGAAUAUCACUUUCUACGCUUGCUUGUGCUACAAACAACUGCAAGUGGCACAUUUGUUGUGCAUCGCCUGCAGCCAUUUCCACAAGCAAUACUAGAGCGCAGUGCGCUGCAGCUCGCUGGCUGCAUAUUUCCCACUGUAUGGCGGAACUUUCGCGGCGCCACCGCAUUAUCAACGCAACACAAUUCUCCGCCGGGCAGCUUCAAUUUCACCGAUCGACGCACUGGCAAAGUCAGCCUAAGGGGCAACAUCAACCGACUAAUCAUUGAAUUCGCCAGCAAGUACAAUAUAAAUCUCCGCUUUUUGCCACCUGUCAUAGACAACAAGGAGCUUGGCAGCCAGGAUAUUUGGAAUAUGCUAUCAAGCGGUAAAGUGCACUUCGGCAUGCGUUUUCGUUUCAUCAAUAAUGCAACGCUGCCGCCAAAAGUGGAGCAUGGACUUUUGGGCCUGUCCGUAUUUACCACACGUAGCAGCUCAAGCUUGACACUUAGACAACUCGUGCUGGUAAUGAGUUUUUAUAGUUUAAUUUUUGUGGCCUUGUUCAAUGCUAAUCUAAGUGCUUUGCUUACCAAACGCAUUAAGUAUACGCAUAUUAAGAACUUUGAAGAGUUGGCGCAAAGCAAAUUAACAUUGGCUUUCAAUGAUCGACUGCAGCCAUUUGUAGAAAGUCUGGGUGACAAUUUGACUGCAGGCUUGGACUCAAAAAUCGUCUAUAUGGACUUCAAUAGGCAGCUCGAUUUUAUACAUGCAUGCAACACUAGCAAUGCGUAUGAACUAUUCGAUGAAACAUGGAAUGCAGUUGAUCAUUUUCAAAAAAAUUACAAUCUGCUUGUGUUUUGCAAGCCAGCUGGCCUGCUCUUUAUAGGCGCCUAUCCUUUUGGCCUUGUGCGUAAGCAUAACUCGGUGUUCAAUUUGGCUUUAGAUGAAAGGAUACACCGCAUAAACGACAAUGGCUUGAAUAUACAUUGGAUGCAAGAUUCAAUUAUUGACUACACAUUGCUAAGCGUCUAA